AUGAGUUCCUCAGAAGACGAUACCCCACUCGUCAAGAUGAACGGUAGAUCCUCUGGUGGUCAAUCGAACGUCAAAACGAACGGCGCAAAGGAAACCAACGGCCAUGUUGACCCUGGAGUCUCCGUUCGAUUUGGACCAGUGCAGCCAGACGGGGACGCUGAUAUGAAGGACACUGAUGGCGUCGCUAGUGCGAGCAAAAGGAAAGCGCGGACUAGCGUUGGUCAAGCAAAAUCAUAUGCGGAGCCGGAAAGUAGUGAGGAGGACGAGCCUCUGAGCAAGCGUCGUCGCACUUCAGUGAAGCACGAAGAUCCAGAGACAGAUGAAGAUGUCCCUCUCGCACUCAACGGAAAGAAACUUCCGAAGGCUUCUGAGACCGCCAUCGGUGACGAAUCCGACUCAGACGUCCCAAUCGAAAGGAAGUUGGCUGCCGAAAAGAAGAAGAUUCAGGUUAAAGGAGAAAAGGAAGAAGCACCAAACCGAAAGACAACCAAGCCUGCCACUACCACCAAGAAACAGACAAACGGGGUCAAGAAGGAGCCCGCCUCGACCAAACAAACCCUGAAGCAGGUGAAGGCAGAACCGAAAUCAGGAAAAUCCACCCCAGCUAAGAAGAAUGGGAAGGCUACUCCGGUAAAGAAGGAGGAAAGCGAAGAAGCCGAGGAGGAAGAAGAAGAAUACAAGUGGUGGGAAGACCCGACCAAAGGUGAUGGAACAAUCAAGUGGAGGACUCUCGAGCACAAUGGUGUCGUUUUUCCUCCACCGUACGAGCCACUUCCUAAGAGCGUCAAGAUGAAAUACAAUGGUGUCCCCGUUGACCUUCACCCCGAUGCGGAAGAAGUUGCGGGCUUCUUCGGCGGUAUGCUAAACUCGACUCAACAUGUGGAAAACCCUACAUUCCAAAAGAACUUCUUCACCGAUUUCAAGGCCAUUUUGAAGAAAACCGGCGGAGCAAAAGAUCAAAAAGGCAACAAGAUCGACAUCAAGGAAUUUUCGAAAUGCGAUUUCCAGCCGAUCUUUCAGUAUUAUGAUACGCAACGCCAAGAGAAAAAGGCUCUACCACCCGCUGAGAAGAAGCGUCUUAAGGCUGAAAGGGAUGAACAGGAGGCUCCAUAUAUGUUCUGCAUGUGGGAUGGUCGCAAACAGAAAGUCGGCAAUUUCCGAGUCGAACCGCCUUCGCUUUUCCGUGGUCGUGGUGAGCACCCAAAGACGGGUCAUGUCAAAUCACGAGUUCAGCCAGAGCAGAUCACCGUAAACAUCGGUAAGGAGGCUCGGGUUCCUCCCCCUCCCGAAGGUCAUAAGUGGAAGGAAGUGAAGCAUGACCAAGAAGGCACGUGGCUCGCUAUGUGGCAGGAAAACAUCAAUGGCAACUACAAGUAUGUCAUGCUUGCCGCUAAUUCCGACGUCAAGGGCCAGAGUGAUUACAAGAAGUUCGAAAAGGCCCGUGAACUUAAGAAACACAUUGCCCGGAUCCGCAAGGACUACCAGAAGAACUUGAAGAAUGAGUUGAUGGUGGAGCGACAGAAGGCUACAGCUGUCUAUCUCAUUGACCAGUUUGCUCUUCGUGCGGGUAACGAGAAAGGUGAAGACGAGGCUGAAACUGUGGGCUGCUGUUCUCUGAAAUACGAGAAUGUCACACUCAAACCUCCGAACAAAGUGGUCUUCGAUUUCCUGGGUAAGGACAGUAUCCGGUUCUAUGACGAGGUAGAAGUCGAUACGCAAGUCUUCAAAAACCUGAAAAUUUUCAAGAAGGCACCCAAGAAGGAUGGUGAUGAGAUCUUUGAUCGCUUAACUACAUCCGCACUGAACAAACAUCUUUCUCAAUACAUGCAAGGCCUAACUGCGAAAGUGUUCCGUACCUACAAUGCAUCUCACACGAUGGCAGAACUGCUCAAAGACAUGCACGCUACUGGUACCAAUGCAGAAAAGGUCAAGGCGUACAAUGAUGCAAAUCGGAAAGUUGCUAUCUUGUGUAAUCACAAGCGAACAGUUGCAGCAUCUCAUGCUAAUCAAAUGGAGAAGAUGAGCGAGCGGAUCAAGGGCCAACGGUAUCAGAUGUGGCGUCUCAAGCAGAUGAUGCUUGAUUUGGAACCAUCCUUAAAGAAGAAGAAGGGUGCCGCAUUUUUCGAGUUGGAUGAAGACAUCGAUAAGGAGUGGAUCAAAGAGCACCAAGCUUUCUUGGUCGAAGAGCAGCGCCAGAAAAUCAAGAAGAAAUUCGAGAAGGAUAACGAAAAACUUGCUGCGGAAGGAGAGAAAGAGAUGAAGGCGAGCGAACUCGAAAGCCGAUUGGAGGUCGCCAAGGACUUGGAAAAGAAGUACAACAAAGAGAACAAAUCUGGCAAGGUGGAGGCUGAAGGACGGGGCCCAACCGUCGAGAAAAUGGAGACUGCCAUCACCAAAAUCCAAAACCGUGUCGAAAACAUGGAGCUCCAAGCUCAAGAUAAGGAAGACAACAAGGAGGUGGCACUGGGCACUUCGAAAAUAAACUACAUCGACCCUCGGCUCACGGUCGUUUUCAGCAAGAAAUUCAACGUCCCAAUGGAGAAAUUCUUCUCGAAGUCUCUGCGAGAAAAAUUCGAGUGGGCCAUCAAGUCCGUCGAUGAGAACUGGGAGUUCUAA
Messenger RNA from Aspergillus puulaauensis, 2616 nucleotides. RefSeq names its product DNA topoisomerase 1 (gene TOP1). The coding region runs from base 1 to 2616 and encodes 871 amino acids. NCBI's taxonomy places the organism in Eukaryota, Fungi, Ascomycota, Eurotiomycetes, Eurotiales, Aspergillaceae. The transcript is spliced from 6 exons. Gene Ontology annotation, molecular function: DNA binding; DNA topoisomerase type I (single strand cut, ATP-independent) activity. The record is from RefSeq and is a predicted model, not a curated record. Gene Ontology annotation, biological process: DNA replication; DNA topological change; chromosome segregation. Gene Ontology annotation, cellular component: chromosome; nucleolus.